AUGCACCCCGGGCGCCCACUGGUGGUGAGCUCUAUAGGGUGCCUGGACUGUGGUCCUGGGAAGAGCUCCCUGCUUGCUGAUGAGGUGGUGGAGUCUCUGGAACAACCAUACCGAGAGGUUCUAGAUCAGGAACUCGGGAGGACACUGACCACUUGCCCUUCUUCCCUUUGCCAGACGUUCACGGCAUGGUGCAACUCCCACCUCCGGAAGGCGGGGACGCAGAUAGAGAACAUCGAGGAGGACUUCCGGGAUGGUCUGAAACUCAUGCUGCUGCUGGAAGUCAUCUCAGGAGAACGCUUGGCCAAGCCAGAGAGAGGCAAGAUGCGGGUGCACAAGAUCUCCAAUGUCAACAAAGCCUUGGAUUUCAUAGCCAGCAAGGGGGUCAAACUGGUGUCCAUCGGAGCAGAAGAAAUUGUGGACGGGAACGUGAAAAUGACUCUGGGCAUGAUCUGGACAAUCAUCCUUCGAUUUGCCAUCCAGGACAUCUCCGUGGAAGAGACGUCAGCCAAGGAAGGGCUGCUUCUGUGGUGUCAGAGGAAGACGGCUCCUUAUAAAAACGUCAAUAUCCAGAACUUCCAUAUAAGUUGGAAGGACGGCCUUGGCUUUUGUGCCUUGAUUCACCGACACCGGCCUGAGCUGAUUGACUACGGGAAGCUGCGGAAGGAUGAUCCACUCACAAACUUGAACACGGCCUUCGAUGUGGCAGAGAAGUACCUGGAUAUUCCCAAGAUGCUGGACGCAGAAGACAUUGUUGGAACUGCCCGGCCUGAUGAGAAAGCCAUCAUGACUUACGUGUCCAGCUUCUACCAUGCCUUCUCCGGAGCCCAGAAGCGCCUUCUCGGCGCGCAGAAGGUGAGCUCGCUCUCAGCCUCCCUCACUCUCCCUGCCGCCCUCUGGCCCAUCUUUGCCAUCCUUGCUGGACACCCCAGCCCUAGGCCCUGGGCACUGGGUUUAGCAGAUCCCACGGACAGGAAAGAACCUGCACUCUCAGUUCUUCCCGAGAUCCCAUAUCCCAAGCUGCACAACUCUUGUCUGUGCUUCCUGGCGGUUCCCUUAAACACCCAGGGCCCCCUCACCCACGUCUUCCCCUUCUUCCCGAGCGAAGCCAUCUCUGCAAAUUCAGCUAGUAGUCAGGGCAGGGAGAAGUCAUCCUGUCUUCUCCCUGGUAUCCAGGCAGACCCCUGCCUGCUACUUCCCCACCAGGCCCACCCUGGAUAG
Castor canadensis (American beaver) is the source of this 1218-nucleotide messenger RNA. Lineage: Eukaryota; Metazoa; Chordata; Mammalia; Rodentia; Castoridae. The record is from RefSeq and is a predicted model, not a curated record.